Messenger RNA from Anopheles funestus (African malaria mosquito), 1080 nucleotides. It is a transcript of the gene Eaf6, whose product is annotated as chromatin modification-related protein MEAF6. Lineage: Eukaryota; Metazoa; Arthropoda; Insecta; Diptera; Culicidae. The transcript is spliced from 3 exons. The record is from RefSeq and is a predicted model, not a curated record. Gene Ontology annotation, cellular component: NuA4 histone acetyltransferase complex. The coding region runs from base 159 to 911 and encodes 250 amino acids.
CUGUCAAACGUAGAAUCGUUUUGUUGUUAGCUGCGCGUACUGAAAGGUGGAGUGUUCGAUUUGCAGCGACGGAACCUGCAAUUGUUUGAGUGUAUACGGAAUUAUUCUGCUAUCUAGUGACCCACAACAACUGAAAAGUAUAAACAACAACGCCCGACAUGUCGACAAAAUCCUCCAACAGCAUCGACAGUCGCACGGAGCUGGUCGAACUUGUAAAACGGAAGGCAGAAAUUUCGGAUACACUGGCUAAUUUGGAACGGCAGAUUUAUGCCUUCGAGGGCUCAUAUCUGGAGGAUACACAGUUGUACGGAAACAUCAUUCGCGGCUGGGAUCGCUACUUAACCACGAACAAAACCACCAAUUCCAAAGCGGACAAACGGAACAGAAAAUUCAAGGAAGCGGAACGACUCUUUUCCAAAUCAUCCAUCACCUCGAUGGCGGCGGUCAGUGGGCUAGUAGAUACGAAUGACACAAAGCAUGAGCGUAACUCUGAAUCCGAUUCGAUGACGAACGACGACUCUAGCGACAACCAGGUCGGUGGUUCUCACUCGACCGUAAAUCAUUCCUCUGCCGCCGGCAAUCGUGAACCGUCCACACCGGUCGUUGUGUCCGGAACUGCCGCCGCCGCCGCCGUCACAGACGGACCGCUGAAAAACUCCGCUAACAAAACGUUAACUAACCAGUCCAAGGCAAAUUCUGCGGACAAGGCGUCAUCCGGUGGCACGACCGGAUUGCUAAAUCGAGCGACUUCACCCACCACCAAGGAGUCGAACAACACCUCUGGGCUGGCGAAAGAACCGGCCGCGAACAGUAACAGCACCAGCACACCCAGCAGCACCGCCAAACACAAAGCGAGCAACAUCGGUUCGAUGAAGAAGGGAAGUUCCAAUAAAAAGGUGCGCCAUCGCUAGCGUGAAUCUCAACACCGAAGAGUCAAGCGGUUCAACAAGAAUUCGGUGCUACGGCAAACAUAGAUCUUAACAAUGUACAUGUGACACUUGAAUGUAUAAAGCUAAUAAAUAAUAUCGAUCAACGCUUAGUAGACGUGAUGGUCUGCAGUGUGUGAUCAUCACAAGUGUU